AUGGAGUCUACGACUGGAAGCCCAUUUCCAAAAGUAGCCCAGCUUCUUUCAGCCCUCUUUGUUGUGGUUUUCUCAUGUAUCUCCUAUGCUCUCAGCAAAGCUUUCUACAAUGUCUUCUUCCAUCCUCUUCGAAGAUUCCCCGGACCCAAGUCAUGGGCUGCGAGCCGCAUCCCGUAUAGCCUCGCCCAGGUCGACGGGGAGCCUCACAAGCAUCUCCUAGCCCUCCACGACAAGUAUGGUCCUAUUGUCAGAAUCGCCGACAACGAGUUAUCCUUCAUCUAUCCUGAUGCAUGGAAAGACAACAACGGCCAUCGAAAAGGGGGCGUACCCGAGAACACCAAGGAGCCACUAGCCAUUCUCGGCAACGAACACAAUCUUUUUGGUGCGAACCUUGAGGACCACAGUCGUAUGCGUCGCGUUCUCUCGCACGGGUUUUCUAUGCAGGCCAUGAAGGAUCAGCUGCCUCUCAUCUCGGCCCACGUCGACCUCCUGCUACAACGGCUGCGGAAGCACUCAGCCGGUGGGGCUCAUCCUGUCGAUAUGGUGUCUUGGUAUAACCGCGUCACGUUCGACGUCAUUAGUGACCUGUCCUGGGGUGAGCCACUGGGAUGUCUGGAGAAAGAGCAGGAUCACCCGUGGAUCGUGGCCUUGGGACACACCGUCAAGUACCAACUGUACCUUGGAAUCGCCAAACACUUUCCGGCCUUUACCACCUUACUGAAAGCCUUCAUCCCGAAGGAGUUGACUAGACUGGAGCAGGAGAACUUCGCAUUGGCUGCCGCGAAUGUCGAAAAGCGAAUCGCCUUGGCGGAUUCCCGCCCAGAUUUCAUGGAAUCAAUGAUCCGACAAAAGGGGGAAAGAGAGAUUCAAAAACACGAGAUGGUCAGCAAUGCCUUCCUGCUCAUGCUUGGAGGUUCUGAGACGUCCGCGACCGCACUUUCAGCAGUUACGUACUUCUUGACGUCUCACCCGGCAGUUCUGUCCAAGCUCACCCACGAAGUCUUGUCUACGUUUCAAACGGAAGAAGAAAUCAACAUCAACUCAGUCCAAAACCUCCCAUACAUGCUAGCUGUCUUGGACGAAACCCUACGGCUGAAUCCGCCUCUUCCUGGCUCUUCGCCGCGCGUGGUUCACAGGGGGGGCGACACGUUCAAUGGGUUCUUUGUCCCAGAAGGCACCGUCAUUGGAAUUCCUCAGUGGCCAAUGUAUCACAGCUCUCAGAACUUCACGCUCCCUGAGUCCUUCAUCCCAGAGCGCUGGUUGGGUGAUCCUCGCUUCUCUAGCGAUCAAAGAGAAGCCAGAAAGCCGUUCAGCUAUGGGCCGAGGAACUGCAUUGGAAUGAACCUUGCGUAUACCGAAAUGAGGAUUAUCCUGGCCAGAAUCAUUUGGAAUUUCGAGAUGAGACUUUCUCAUGAGAGUAGGAAGUGGACCGACGGGCAGCAGGCGUGGGUUGUUUGGGACAAGCCCGCGUUGAAGGUGUAUUUGACACCCCGUGAUUCGGUUCCGUCUAAGGCUUAG
Messenger RNA from Colletotrichum godetiae, 1518 nucleotides. Its product is annotated as cytochrome P450. Lineage: Eukaryota; Fungi; Ascomycota; Sordariomycetes; Glomerellales; Glomerellaceae. The transcript is spliced from 5 exons. The record is from RefSeq and is a predicted model, not a curated record. The coding region runs from base 1 to 1518 and encodes 505 amino acids. Gene Ontology annotation, molecular function: monooxygenase activity; oxidoreductase activity, acting on paired donors, with incorporation or reduction of molecular oxygen; heme binding.